Charadrius vociferus (killdeer) is the source of this 2940-nucleotide messenger RNA. It is a transcript of the gene ERICH3, whose product is annotated as glutamate-rich 3. The transcript is spliced from 10 exons. The coding region runs from base 1 to 2940 and encodes 979 amino acids. NCBI's taxonomy places the organism in Eukaryota, Metazoa, Chordata, Aves, Charadriiformes, Charadriidae. The record is from RefSeq and is a predicted model, not a curated record.
AUGCGCUCCCCGCAUCCGCCACUUGGUUCAAGAAAUCGUCACGGGCUCCAUCCCUUAGUGGCUGGAGAACCAGCCGGUCGCUCGCAGCUGACUUCCUGGCGACCAAAUACAGCUCCAGGAAACAUGCAGCGCCCGCUUCGCCUCCAGCCGCUUCGCAGCUCUGCUGCAGUGGGGUCUGUACCAAAGACUUCCAGCUCUAAACAAAAGUGCCACGCACUUGAAAAUAAUCAGCAGUUUGCCAGUGAGGAGGAGAGGAGUGGGUUAAGACUUAUGAAUUCGAUUGAAUAUGUGACCGGUGUAUCUCCGUAUCAACUCCCUGUCAUUAACAGUCAUAUGAUACCAGUGCCGCCUCCCCCCCUGCAAAAAGGGGACAAGAGCGUAAAUGCAGUGAGAAAUGGGAUGCCCAGAGGCAGACGAUUUCGUCCCACCACUGCACCAAAUGGCUUAGAGCAACUUUUAACAAAGAAUUCUGGAGGAUUCCCUAAGCCCUCGUUACGCAGCAACGCAUUUGUUACCAUGGUCUUUCUAGGAAAAAGUGUGCAUUUAUCUCACGAUGGCGCUGAUUACCGAGACGAAAUCAAAGUCUAUCAGCAGCAUUGUGGAGGAGAAAACCUUUGCGUGUACAAAGGCAAGCUGUUGGAAGGAGAGACCUUUCAGUUUGUCUCGAAGAGGCACCAUGGUUUCCCAUUCAGCCUCACCUUUUUUCUCAACGGGAUGCAAGUGGACAGGUUGAGCUGUUGCUGCGAGUACAAACAUCAGAAGCGUUCCAGGCUGGGAGGCAGACAUGGGCACUUCGGGUUUCUCAGUGUGGAGGGAGCAUCUCCUUGCUACAGGUGCAUUAUUGCGAUGGGUCUGGACAAAAAGCCAUCCCCUCCCAAGCGGAAGAUGGAGGACCACGAGGAAAAGCAUGUGGGUUCCUGGAGAGAUGGAGUGCACAGUGAGCCAAGUAAAAGCAGUGUUGAGCAGAAAUCGCGCAAAGAUUCAGUGUUAGUCAUCAUACCAGGUCACGAAGCGAGUGUGGAAACUAUUGAGGACAACAUGGAGACUGGAGAGGAGCACAGAGAAGAAGAAAGGGAAAAACUAUCUGAUGAGUACGAUGAAGAUUUUGAAGAGGAUGAAGAAGUUAAUGAAGGGGGUCAGACUCGUGAUCAAAUGAAUGGAAUGUCAAAGUCAACCUCAGAUGAUAAAAACCAUAAUUUAGGCUCUGAAAAGGAGAGUAAAAGCUCCUCACAGAAGGCACUGCAGGACUCUGACAGUGAGAAGGAUGAAAGUGAUGGAUAUUCUGACAGUGACUCGGAGGAUGAUAAACAAGAAAGGCGGGCUGCACACUCGCUCUCGUCCGUCAGUACUCAGUACAGCAGUGAAGAUGACUCUCGUGGUGAAAUGAUGGAAGACGAUGUUAAAGCACCAGAUGGAUCUUCCUUGGCAGAAGGAGCACGAGCACUUGACAUGCAGAAGACGGCAGAAGAAGUGGUAGGAGAAGGGCCGAUGGCAGGGGAGAGACGAGCCCUGGGGGAGGAAGACCUUGCUGUGGAGGGAGGAGAUGCUGCCACCGAAGGGGCAGGAGUAGAAGUGGCACGGGCGGGAGAUUUGCUGCCCAAGGAAGACACAGCGGCUGUGCUGCAGGCAGAGGGACAGCUUGCGGUGGAGGGAUCCGCACCCGAGGAGAGCGCCAUGGCAGAAGAAGAUCCCAAAGGAAAGGGGACAGGGAAGGGAACAGAGCCGGGCGCAGAGGUGGCACCUGGGGAGCAGGAGGGGGUGAUGGAGGGGAUGGAGAGCGAGGCAGCACUGGGAGAGGAGCCGGCAGGGGCACGGCGAGGUGGAGAGGAGCAUGGAGCAGUGUCCGAAGAGGCGGCUGGGGAGGUCCCUGAGGGAGAGGAGGCGGCUGGGGAGGUCUCUGGGGGAGAGGAGGCUGUGGAGCAGGCUUCCGAGGCGGAGGAGGCUGUGGGAGCCACGGGGCCGUCAGUGAAGGAGGAGGUGGGUGAGGCGGUGGCUGAGGGAGAGGAGGCCGUGGAGGACGGAGGUUUUGCAGGGAAUGGCGUUGCGGCGAGUGCCGUGUCUGAGGGAGAGGAGGCUGUGGAGGACGCCCGCUUGGCAGAAGAAGGGGUUGCCAGGGUAGUUGGCCCUGGAGGAGGAGGAGAGCCUGUGGAGGAGGCCGUUUCUGAAGGAGAGGAGGCUGCGGGGAAGCCCAGGGCUCUCCUGGAAACAUUAGGGAAUACAACCGUUUGCACAGGAGAAGCAACGCCUGGAGGAGAAGACUUCGUAAAGCCAAAUGAGUUUUCCCAGCUGCAGGCGUCAGGGGAAGGGGGGAUGGAGCUGGGGAAAGCUGCCAUAGGAGAAACAACUUCCGAGACUGGCACGGCACCAGAGGUAGAGGGGAGCUCUCUCCUGAGGGCCGGGGAUGCGACGGGGGCGGCUGUGGAGCCUGGCACGGGUCCCCUGCCGCAAGUAGCCCCUGGGUUAGAGGCACUGGUGGAUGCUGGAGGGGAUCCCGUAAGUGAAGGGUCUUCUCAGUUGGAGACCACAGCAGCAGAGGAGGAGGAGGGCUCAGCAGAAGCGCUUUUGAGUGGAAACCCAUCUCUAGUCAGCAAAGGAGAGACAGAGUGUGCAACGGAAGAAAAACCUGCUGGAGGGGUGAUGGCGGUGUCUGCGGGGACAGGCAGAGCGGGGUCAGGAGGUGGAGAGGAGGUCGUGGGUGGAGCAGCAGGUCCGAGGGCACUGGCGGCGGGGAUGGAGGGGCUGCUGGCGUGGGCUAAAGAGAGGGGGAAGGAGAGGGCUCCUGGUGAUGCCCGGGAUGAAGCAGCGCUGCCUGCCCCGGUGCUGUGUGUGUGCCGGCCCGGCGAGGCAGGAGUGGUGGCCAUUGCGGUGGACAUUGCAAACCCAGAUGCAGUUGUCGUGCCCUCGGUACAGCCCCAGGAUGGGGAAGAAACUCUCCUCUGA